AUGAGGCCCUGGAGAAUAGGACCGACUCGGUCAGUUCAAGCGAGCCUACCGUUUUCCGUACAGUUUCCGAGUAAUACGGAUGACUUAACUGACAUUGCUAUUCCACUUCCAUACAGGCUUGAAAACAGAGCACGAUUCGAAGAUCGUGACCGUUCGGAGAUGAGUAAUCACGGGGAACUGAUGUAUAUAAAUCAGAACUUUACCAGUCUGCAUGAUCGACAACAUCCUUCGCAGUUUUUCAAAACGAACCACAGAUCAUAUGUAAAGAGCCAGGAAGAAUCAAUUUAUGAGGAUAUUCUUGCACAAGAGAAACAAUCGCUUCUCUCGCGCAACAUAAUACCGUCAUAUGAGGAUUUCGAUGACCCAUGGGUUGCUCGACACGUGCCCAGAGCAUUGCCACUACCUCCUCGACAUUCCAAAAAUGAAGAAAUGGGGACAAGUAAAUCAAUCCCUGGUACGAAUGGACUUUUUAGUCGAAACGGCCUGAAAUACUGCCGCUUUACCGUUCUUUUUCCCGAGACCAAUUUCUAG
This is a messenger RNA of Strongylus vulgaris, 531 nucleotides long. The record is from the annotation of a GenBank genome assembly. Lineage: Eukaryota; Metazoa; Nematoda; Chromadorea; Rhabditida; Strongylidae.